GGAGUGACGGGAGAGAGAGGGAGAGAGAGAGACACUGAGUACAUAUCUGAUCCACACGGAGAGCUUCCCUUUACACACACACACACACACACACAAAAAUCACUCCUCCACUGAAGACACAACAGCUGGAUCGCAAUGCGCCCUCGUGCCCACGACCAAUUAAGAGCGAGCAGGAAAUUACUGUCUUUAAGGAUCCGGAUACGCGCUGACUUGUCUCCUCUUCAAGCUCCCGAGAGUCACCUUUAGAUUUCUUCCAGUUGUCUUUUAAGAUUUCUUAACGCGGCGUUUCUGUGGAUUCUAGGAAGGUGGCUGGAGCUGGAGCUGGAGCUGGAGCUGGAGGACGGAGUGCGUCAAGCGAGCGCACAAAUCCAACAAGUGGAUGCAUGAAAUUUGCUCGCAGCACAGAAUUCCCGGGACUAGAGACACACGCAGGCGGUGGAUUCAUUAGGCUACAGUUUUUGUACAAAAGAGACAAACACGCUGCAUUAAGUGGCUCAGAUGUGGAGCUCGUCUGAGCUGAUGGCGAUGUACAUGUGUGCGCAUUUCAUCGGCUUUAGGUAGUGUCCCUUUUUUUAAUUUUAUUUUUUAAAUUUCAUUUUAUUUUUUUUUUAUUUUAGCGACUCUCUGUGUUACUAAACAUAUCACACAACUACCUGCGAUGAGGUAAGACACCGACCACAUCUUUUCGCGCUCCAUUCAUUGACCAAAGGGGAAGAUUGAGGCGGACACUCUGCGGAAUCCACCGUCUCCCAACUCACCCCUCUCCUCCCAUUCAUGCACUCGCUUCUCCGUUCCCUCGGCGACCGUGGGGGGAAGUUGGGAUCCUCUCUGUAGACAAUUCUGUAUGACCAGGGGCCAGGUGGCAACCAGAGGUCGCAGUCAUGCCGAUGCAUCCAGUCACCUCCACCUUGAUGUACAGGGGGAUCUGCACCAUCCCUGACAUCCUCUCCUACAGGGCGCCGGUGAACCUGCCAGAAGACGAGGUUGAAGAGAUCCGCGAGGCCUUCAAAGUGUUCGACCGCGAUGGGAACGGUUUCAUUUCGAAGCAGGAGCUGGGCAUGGCCAUGCGCUCCCUGGGCUACAUGCCAAAUGAGGUGGAGCUGGAAGUCAUCAUCCAGAGACUGGACAUGGACGGUGAUGGCCAGGUGGACUUUGAGGAGUUUGUCACUCUUCUCGGUCCUAAGCUGACAGCAGCCGGGCUGCCAGACAAGUUCAGCGGCACUGACUUUGACUCAGUUUUCUGGAAGUGUGACAUGCAGAAGCUGACGGUGGAGGAGCUGAAGAGGCUUCUGUACGACACCUUCUGUGACCAUCUGUCCAUGAAGGACAUCGAGAACAUCAUCAUGACCGAGGAGAACCACAUAGAGAACCCUGAGGAAUGCCAGGUGGAUAUAGACAGUUCCAGCCCGACGCAGCAGGUCAAGCAAACGUGCGUGCGCAAGAGCCUGAUAUGCGCCUUCGCCAUCGCUUUCAUCAUCAGCGUCAUGCUCAUCGCAGCCAAUCAGGUGCUGCGAAGCGGCAUGAAGUAGGAUCCGUGGCGCGCGCCAGCCUUGACCACCACCUAAAGGCUACCGUACGGAUAAAAGACAGGGGACGUGAAGCUCAGAGACAAAUACAAAACAGACAAUCGCGUGGCUGCAAAACAUGUGACUGCGGCAAGAACUGCAGCGCUGGAGUCAGCGAGGACGCUACAUGUGCACGAACUUGUCCUGGUGGCAAAGACGUGCAGACAACUCACACGAGGACAACGGGACUUUACCCACAAAGAGAGAGCGGUGUGUUCAGAGUGGACGGCUGACUACACAUAUCACUCUUCGUAAUAAAACGUUUAGUAUUCAUUAGCGGUUGUGCAUAUGAGCAGUGUUGCGUUCAGUCUGGUGGCAGCUAUAGAGAGAAGUGUAGUGACUGUUCAGUUCUGUAAUUGUCCCGUGUACGAUGUGGUUUAUUAUAAACAACAACUAGAGAGAAUCUGUGAAAUAUUGUCGGGACGUCGGAGGGACUGUGUUACCGAGGCUGGAAAGUGUUAUUCUGCGCGAGGUCUGGAGCGCACGGUGCACGCGGCGCGAGAUUGUUCCGAGACCGCUCGGGAAUAACAAUAGGUUGGUAAGAAACAGAGAUAAUAGGGAGGGUUUGCGGGGAGUCGGAUGUGGCUGCGGGGAGGGUUUCAGUCAUUCUCAGGCUGCAGACCUUCAGGCUGAGCAGGAUGCGGCACGUUAACAGCUCUCUGGAGGAAGGUGCUGAGGUCUGAAUGGAUCGGUACGUGGCUGGAAAGUGGCUGGACGCGCAGUAAACACUUGACUCUCUUUCUCUCUCUCUCUCUCUGCGUCGCAGGCCUCAGAGGACGACCUUCAUCUAUGCAUGAAAUGCAUGGAUUUAAACUGUCGUCUUGACAUAUCUGUAAAGUUCUUAUCAGUGUGUUAAUCAUUAUGGCUGUGUAACAGAUCUGUUUUUCAACUACUUAAUGACAACUGUGAGCAUCUGUGUGUGGUGCAGGGUAUCAGCAAUCGCAACAAAAGUAAAGCAUACAGCUGCAUGAAAAAGAAGGGCUGCUUCAGUACAUGCUCGUGACAAAAAAAAAAAUGAAUAAAUAAAAACUAGCAGAAUCUUUAGAGGUUGCUAAGCUAGCUGUGCCUGGUCGGGCGCCUGAUCAUCAUCUCUCACUGCCACGGGGCAGCACUUCAACAAGAAUCAGCCAACUAUUUAAAGAAUAUGCAUUAAUACUGGUGUGGUCGGUAGCGGGGAAGCAAAUGUGCAGGAAUGUGUUUCGUUUUUUCUUUCGUCUGAAGGCGUUGCUGUAGAGCAAUAACUGUAUGUAGAGUCACAGUAGUUUGAACAGACAGAAAUCCCGGAGAUUGUCAGCACUGGUGGACCAAAUAAUUGUGGAAGUAAAAAAAAAAAAAAAAAAAAA
Messenger RNA from Mugil cephalus (flathead mullet), 2908 nucleotides. RefSeq names its product calcium-binding protein 7 (gene cabp7a). The coding region runs from base 882 to 1529 and encodes 215 amino acids. Lineage: Eukaryota; Metazoa; Chordata; Actinopteri; Mugiliformes; Mugilidae. The record is from RefSeq and is a predicted model, not a curated record. The transcript is spliced from 5 exons. Gene Ontology annotation, molecular function: calcium ion binding.